Exaiptasia diaphana is the source of this 1596-nucleotide messenger RNA. RefSeq lists its product as uncharacterized. Lineage: Eukaryota; Metazoa; Cnidaria; Anthozoa; Actiniaria; Aiptasiidae. The record is from RefSeq and is a predicted model, not a curated record. The transcript has 2 exons. Bases 1 to 1596 code for a protein of 531 amino acids.
AUGGCAGCAGAAGAGCCAGUCUGGUUUACAUACAUACAGAUACUUUGGAGAAGCAUCACUGCAUCUCAAAUGAAGCGCCCGGGAACAUUAGCCACCUGGUCCGGAGAUACUACUCCAGAGAUCACUCCUAAAAGUCUACCGGCCAUUGCCCUAGAGGCCACUUUUGCAAUUAACGACUUUAAGGUAAAGAGAACAAUUGAAUAUGUGUUCCUUAAAGCUCGAAGACGAAGAAAAUAUCGAAAACACUGGAUUUCUAGAAGAAAAAAACACAAGAAAAAGUCAGGCGGAGGGACUGCUUGUUGUGUACCGACUUGCAAAAACAGUACCAAACGUAACUCCAAUUUGUCAUUUCACAAAUUCCCUAAGGCCAAAAAAUUGCGAUCAGAGUGGGUUCAUUUGAUAGGUAGAAAGGAUUUCGUGCCUAAUGAACACCAUAGGGUGUGCUCUGAGCACUUUCCAGGUGGAAAGAAAUCGUACAUCAACAACGUACCAACCGUAACACCGAAGAAACUACAGCUGACCAAAAGCAAACCAAGAGCAACGUUUAAAUGCCGAAAUAGAAUUCCGAUUACACAACUAGCUGGUACAAACUGCACAUCAACUAACUCUCAAGUAGAAGUUGAUAGUAACAGUGAAAACAAACCUACAGUUGAAGACCUCGAACAUCAAAUUGCACGAUUAGAAAAUGAACUUCGUAGCAUUAAAGAAGAACAUGAAAGAGAAGUUUCUGAUUUAAAAGUUCAGUUAAAGCAAGCAAAGCUUUCUUUGGAUAGAUUCAAGGAAUCUGGCAGUGAUAUUGAAUUCUACACGGGAUUUUCAAAUUAUUCCAACUUUAAAGCAUUUUUCAAAUUUCUUUCCUCUGCAUGUCUUAAGUCGCAUUAUAUUGGCUCUAAAAAUGGAGAUCUCCAACCAGAACAACAAGAAAAACGAGGGAGAAAACGAUCAUUGAGUCCUGAAGAAGAAUUAUUUUUAGUGUUGUCUCGUCUACGUUGUGGACUUCUUGAAAGAGACCUUGCUAACAGAUAUGAUAUCAGUGUGUCACAGGUUAGUAGCAUAUGGAUAACCUGGAUAGAUUUUCUACACAAGCGCCUACGAUCUAUUCCAAUAUGGCCUUCAAGAUCUUUAGUUGACUCAAAAAUGGCACCAGGUUUAAAGGAGCAUCACCCUAAAACACGAGUUAUCAUCGACUGCACUGAGAUUUUCAUUGAAAAACCAUCCUCUCCAUCUACUCAAAGUGCCACAUUUUCUACAUACAAGCAUCCUAAUACUGCCAAAGGACGUAUUGGAAUCUCACCUGCAGGCACCCUUUCCUUUGCUUCAGAACUUUAUGCUGGUAGAACAUCUGAUAUAGAACUGACUAAUGAUUGUGGAAUACUUACGUUGUUAGACACAGAAGAUGAGAUAAUGGCUGACAAAGGGUUCAAUAUAGAAGAAGAUUUACCUGAGAGAAUUUCACUGAAUAUCCCACCUUUUCUACAUGGUGAGCAGCUUAGCCAUGAAGAAGAGGUAAGGACCAGACGGAUUGCCAAAGAAAGAAUUCACGUUGAAAGACUCAUUGAAAAAGCUUCUGAGAAAAAUAAUAAUAAUAAUGAAUAA